GGAAGUAGAAUUAUUAUAACAACAAGAGAUGAACAUAUACUAGAACUUCUGAAAGUGGAUACAGUACAUCUAACCCGAGAAAUGAAUGAAGAAGAAGGUCUUGAGCUCUUCAGUCAGCAUGCCUUUGGAAAGCAUUCUCCUGAUGAAGACUAUAUUGAACUCUCAAGAAGGGUGGUUAUGUACUGUGGAGGUUUACCACUGGCUCUUGAAGUUUUAGGGUCUUUUCUGUUUAAAAAGAGUGCAAGAGAAUGGGAAAGCACACUGAAGAAAUUGGAAAACGUUCCUGAUGUCAGAAUUCAGUCAAAGCUCAGAAUAAGCUUUGAUGCAAUUGAUGAGAGCCAGAAGAACAUAUUCCUCCAUAUAUCUUGUUACUUCAUUGGAAUGGACAAGAAUUAUGUCAUGGAAAUACUAAAAGGCUGUGGUUUUUAUCCAGAAACAGAUAUCAGUGUCCUGCAGCAACGUUGCCUUGUAACUGUCAGUGAGAAAAACAAGCUCAUGAUGCAUGAUCUGCUUCGAGACAUGGGCAGAGAAGUUGUUCGUGAAGAAUCCCCUAACAGCCCUGAAAGACGCAGUAGAUUGUGGCGUCGGGAAGAUGUAAUAGAUGUAUUGACAGAUGAAUCUGGAACUGAAGUGACUGAAGGACUCUCUCUAAAUUUGCAAAGAUCUGAGUCAUCUGACAACAUGUGUACUGUCAGUACAAAAGCGUUUAGAAACAUGAAGAGGCUGAAAUUGCUCCAACUCAACUAUUUGCAUCUCAAGGGAGACUACGACAACUUCCCCAAAAAGUUGAGCUGGCUCUGCUUGCGAGGAUACUCUGCCCAGGUCAUACCUAUUGGGUUUCUUAAUGAGAGAAAACUGGUUUCUAUCGACCUGCGGUACAGCAAUCUCGAACUUUUUUGGCAUACCAGGCGCCUUGUGAAAUUGGUGAUACUUAAUCUCAGUCAUUCACGUUACCUAAGACAAUCAUCAAACUUUUCACAAGUCCCAUUUCUACAGUAUCUGGUCCUUAAAGACUGUGUGAGAUUGUCAAAAAUUGACGAGUCCAUUGGAAGUCUUUCUGGACUUGCAUUGCUAAAUCUGAAAGGUUGCACGAUGCUCAAGAACCUUCCGGAGGAUUUCUAUAAGUUGCGUUGUGUUAGGACUCUUGUUCUCUCUGGCUGUUCGAGAUUUAAGCAUUUGAGCACGAAUAUAGGAAAUAUGACUCGUUUGGAAACUCUUCUUAUAAGUGGCACAGCUAUAAGUGAAGUACCAUCCACAGUAGAUAACUUGAAAUGGCUGAAAUUUUCAUCUCGACAUGGCCUGAGUGGACUACAACGUCAUUUCCAUGCAUGAGACAUCAGGAUGGACCAAAAGCAUUCAGAAACAUGAGG
Fragaria vesca subsp. vesca is the source of this 1370-nucleotide messenger RNA. Its product is annotated as TMV resistance protein N-like. The record is from RefSeq and is a predicted model, not a curated record. Lineage: Eukaryota; Viridiplantae; Streptophyta; Magnoliopsida; Rosales; Rosaceae. The transcript is spliced from 4 exons. The coding region runs from base 82 to 1332 and encodes 416 amino acids. Gene Ontology annotation, biological process: defense response; signal transduction. Gene Ontology annotation, molecular function: ATP hydrolysis activity; ADP binding.